ACCAAACAGGUAUCACCGGGAAACCCAACGAAGACCAACUAGUCCCGUGAACUAGUCCACGCCGCAGUGGAGCGGUUCCCGGUCGGAUUGCCAAUGCAUUCCGCAUCCUUAGACACUCUGAGGCCGCCUAACAGCGCGCGCCGAGUCUGCCCGUGCACCGGGCGGUCUCAUCGCACACAUGCCCAGGCGUGGCGUGCGCAUGCUCAGCCCCUCUCGGCCGUGCGCGGCUCCCUCCAAGCAGCACCUAGCUGCACUGGAUCUAGCUCGCCAAGCAGCCCCACGCACGCAUCGGGGCCUGCUCUUUCCAUACGGCGCUCGCUGCUGGGCCGGGCGCCUGUGCCUGCCGCGCGGGAACCCGGGCAACGGCUGGUCUCGCGGCGGGGGCUGUGGAGCGUGGACGCGGUGAUGAACAACCUGCGGAAGAAGCGCUUCGAGGAGAAGACGGUGGAGCGGGUGUAUGAGGCGGACGUGUAUCCGGCAGUGUUUGACUUUGAGGCGUGGCACAACCACCGCUCCCGCAAGCGCUACCUAGAGCACUGCAUCACGCUGUUCCGCUCCUACUUCUUCCGCGACCUGCUGGGGCCGCUGGCGGUGCUGGUGGGCACGGCGGUGGCGGUGGGCUGCUACGAGCAGGCGCUGCAGGACCACCUGCUGCCGGGCGCGCUGCCCAGCUUCUCGGGCGUGUCGGACACUCCCUUCCAGCUCACCUCGUUCGCGCUGUCCCUCAUGCUGGUGUUCCGCACCAACUCCAGCUACGCGCGCUGGCUGGACGCGCGGCAGCAGUGGGGCCUCAUCGUCAACACCUCCCGCACCUUCAUUCGCCAGGUCAUGACCACACUGCCCGAGUCCAGCUGCUCCGAGCUGCGUGAUGCCAUUGCGCGCUGGACCAUCGCCUUCGUGCGCCUGUCCAAGCUGCACCUGCGCGAGCACGGCGACGUGCGGCUGGAGAUGGCGGGCGUGCUGCGCGGCGAGGAGCUGCCGUUGGUGGCGGCGGCGGCGCACCGGCCGCUGGCGGCGGCGCACGUGCUGAGCGAGCUGCUGCGCAGCGCGGAGGCGGCGGGGCGGCUGAGCGACCAGAGCCGGGCGCGGCUGGAGGCGGACGUCAACAUGUUGAGCCAGGCGCUGGGGGCGUGCGAGAAGAUCCUGCGGAACCCCAUCCCGCUGUCGUACACGCGCCACACGUCCCGGUUCCUGGUGCUGUGGCUGCUGUGGCUGCCCAUCGCGCUGUGGGGCAAGGUGUCGUGGGGUGUGGUGCCGGUGGAGGCGAUCCUGUGCUACCUGUUGCUGGGCAUUGACGAGAUAGCCAUUCAAAUGGAGGAGCCCUUCGGCAUUUUGCCGCUGGAGAACUUCUGUGACGCCGUGCAACAGUCGGUGGAGCAGGUGGCGUCCAUGGACCACGGCGUGCAGGAUGUGGUGGCGUCCUACGUGUGUCAUAUCGUGCAGCAGGACAGCGGGAACGGGACAGGCGCCAGCGAGCCGGCGCCGCCUGCGGAGGAUGGCGGAAACGGCUUCGCCAACAUCUUCUUCAGGAUGCCGGCGGACCGGUGCUGAGCGGCCGCGGAAGCGUUGGAGUGGGCGCUCGCGCGUGUCAAUUGUUUGGGUGAUGUCCCGUAACUUGCUGUGGAUAUGACGUGAUCCCCUGUAAGAUGGAGGGACGGGACCGCACGGACAACCACGGUGAAAGGUCGCGUGACUUGCUCGGGCGCUCAGGGCGGGCGCUGGAAGGCGCUGCCGCUGCAUGAAAUUUUGCUAUUUUCAAGCGACUGUGUCUGAUUAUUUUUUCAGAAUAGGAGUGUGAGGCGGGUCAGGCACUCAGGCGGGCAGCUCGGCUGUCAUCGCGAGGGUGGAUUUCAAUG
Molecule: messenger RNA, 1856 nt
Organism: Chlamydomonas reinhardtii
Lineage: Eukaryota; Viridiplantae; Chlorophyta; Chlorophyceae; Chlamydomonadales; Chlamydomonadaceae
Exons: 8
Coding region: 406-1551 (381 amino acids)
Molecular function (GO): chloride channel activity
Source: RefSeq, a predicted model, not a curated record